GUAGUGGUAAACCGCAUGUGCUGCUGCACCGCGGAGCCUCACGCGGAGGAGGGCAGUGCUGCCGCGUCUGUGCUGUCAGCACAAAGAGGGGACGAAGAAGAGGGCUACGCCGUCAUUGCACUGGAAGAAGUGCCACAUUUAGACAGAAACAUGGCUUCACCCGCUGGCUGCGAGCAUUACGUGCGCAGCUGUUUGUUAAAAGCACCCUGCUGCGGGAAACUCUACGUGUGUCGGCUGUGCCAUGACGCAGAGGAGAACCACCAGAUGGACAGGUUCAAAGUCAAAGAGGUUCAGUGCUCUGAGUGUCAGACAGUGCAGCAGGCACAGAAGACAUGCCAGCAGUGUCAUGUGCAGUUCGGGGAGUAUUACUGUGACAUUUGUCACUUGUUCGACAAGGAUAAGAGACAGUACCACUGUCAGCCCUGUGGAAUAUGCAGGAUUGGACCCAGAGAAAAAUAUUUCCAUUGUGAGAAGUGCAAUCUGUGUUUAGCCCAGGAUCUGCGGGGAAACCACAAGUGUGUUGAAAAUGUUUCAAGGCAGAACUGCCCAGUGUGUAUGGAGGAUAUUCACACGUCCAGAAUCGGAGCUCACGUUCUUCCAUGUGGCCACCUUUUACACAAGACCUGCUUUGAUGACAUGGUCAGAACGGGAGCAUAUCGAUGCCCUCUGUGUAUGCACUCUGCCUGGAACAUGGAGGACCACUGGGAUCAGAUUGACAAAGAGAUCACCCAGUCACCAAUGCCCACUGAAUACCAGGGUGCCACUGUCAAAAUUAUAUGUAACGACUGCCAAACCCACUGCACAGUACCUUUCCAUGUGCUGGGGAUGAAGUGCAGUGGCUGUGGCUCCUACAACACAGCACAGGACGGAGGACUCAUCCAGCAGCAGCAGCAGCAACAACAGCCAGAGCAGGACACUGAGAAUGAGACAGAAACAGACACAGAGCCAGAGCAGCAAGAUCAACCUCAGCCACCCACACCACAUUAAAAUGACAGCCGACCACAGUGGUUGACCUUUACACUUAAGGGUUAGGUUGGUGUCUGGGUUUGAUCGUCUGAUCCGGGACACAAGCUUAAACUGGUUUGAUCACAAGCCAUUCAGGUGAAUUCAAAAGAGAAGCUGAGUACAGCCGAGUAGAUUGUGUCUGCUGUGAGCAGAGUUAGCUGUGCCUUCACGGUAAGCUGCUAACUAGUUUGUAAAAUACAUCGCUGGAAGGUUAAUAAACAACGACCUCAUCAAUAUAACAAUUUAACUCCCCGUCACUCAUGCUAAUUACAUCUGCCAGCUAGUGUAGUAAGUAACGCUGCAGAAAGCAGCAAAAGCACUUCCUGUUUCAAUUUAAAAUCCAUCUAGAGUUUCAGCAGAAAUAAACUCUUCAUUUCAACAUGGUGUUUGUGCAACAUUUGCAAGAAUGUGUUGUGGUAAGCUGCUGCAUGCAACACCUAGUAGUAAAAUUCAGUCUUACCAAUCCGGCCUUUGGUUUCAUAUCAAACCAGUUUUAUUAGUUUCACACCAACCCAGCCCUACUGUAGAGAUCUGGCUGAUACAAUUACUUGUAGUAACUUACACUGAGUGUAACUUUAGACUGAGCCAAUGUUCCUAGAUUGUACAUAUUACCCCCCAAAGAAAAAAACAUAUUUUCAGUACCUGCUUAUCCUCUUCGGGGCCCAGAACCUAUCCCAGCAUGCACUGUGUGAGAUGAAAGGUACACCCUGGCCAGGAUACCGGUCUAUCACAGGACUAAGACAUGCAUACACAUUCACACAUACAAGCAAGAUUAAACAGAGAGCCUUCUUCUGAAUUUUUUUUAGUCCGUCUUUUAAUUACUGAGUGCGGAUGUCGACCCUUGAUGAGUUUUUUUGUUCUUUUUAUUAUUUCAUGCUACAAGUGAUGACAUUUGUAAAACAUUGCUGUCCUUCCAUCAGGUCAAGAAAAGAAUAAGAUGGCAGUAAUAUUAUAGAUAUUUUUCAUUGACAUGUCAAACAGCUCAGUUAUGGAUGUAAAUGUAUCUGUAAUUUAAACGGUUCAAAACAUCAUGUUUCCAUGUCUGGAAUGUGGCAUCAUAACAAGAUAACUGCAUACACAUAAAUCUUCUGAGUAUUUACCUCUCAGACAUGCAUACACACACACACACACACAGUAUUGUCAUUUCUGGUACAGCUGCUAUGACAAAAGGUCCCGCAACAUUUGCUUUUUGUGUCUUUGGUUCUUGCAAGUAUCAAGUUUGGUUUCCUUCAACAACUGACAGUAAUAUAAACUCCCAAUAAACAGCACUAUUUUA
Larimichthys crocea (large yellow croaker) is the source of this 2281-nucleotide messenger RNA. It is a transcript of the gene rchy1, whose product is annotated as ring finger and CHY zinc finger domain containing 1. Bases 16 to 987 code for a protein of 323 amino acids. Gene Ontology annotation, cellular component: nucleus. Gene Ontology annotation, molecular function: zinc ion binding; ubiquitin protein ligase activity. The transcript has 9 exons. NCBI's taxonomy places the organism in Eukaryota, Metazoa, Chordata, Actinopteri, Sciaenidae. The record is from RefSeq and is a predicted model, not a curated record. Gene Ontology annotation, biological process: ubiquitin-dependent protein catabolic process; protein ubiquitination.